This is a messenger RNA of Galdieria sulphuraria, 913 nucleotides long. RefSeq lists its product as uncharacterized. The coding region runs from base 24 to 224 and encodes 66 amino acids. The transcript is spliced from 2 exons. Lineage: Eukaryota; Rhodophyta; Bangiophyceae; Galdieriales; Galdieriaceae. The record is from RefSeq and is a predicted model, not a curated record.
ACGGAAGUAACGGAUCAUUAGAGAUGAUAAAACUGCAAGACAUAUCAAAAGAAUUGUAUUACCUCUUUUCCGAAGCUUAUUUAAGGAUGGACUUAGGAUUCGAGUUUCUUGAUGGGACGAAGAAGUUGGACUUGAAGGUCUCUUUUUCCAUUGUGACAAGUGCCAUGGUGUUGCUGAUUCUAAAGUCAAGAUAUUGCAUAGAAGUCUUAUUCUCUUCUUUUUGAAGCAGUCUCUCUCGGCUCUUAUGUAGGUUUAUUCCUGUAUUCGAUAUUAUUUACAAAGGCUAUAUUUGUAGUACAAUGAAAGUUUUAUCUUACCUUGAGAGUCUGAAUUGUGUCUGGUCAAUACAUUAGGUACAUAUGUCCUUUUCAUCUUUCUUUGAGAUAAAGAGAGAAAAGAAAUACAGUUUGCAAGUUAAACCAAAAUAUUUCCGAGCGGGAUUUAUGUUCGAUUUGAAAUGACUCGAAAAGUGUGGAGGGGAAAUCGCUUUCUGUAAAGAUUCUUCCAGAUGGAGUUUUGAGCAACCAUUUGAAGUGUUUCAUUUCAUGGGGAAUGAUUCUUAUUUGUUUUUGCACGGAAUUUGAAGACAUUUUGAUAUCGUUACAUAUUUUUUGCAGUUUAUUUUGUUAAAUAUGUCGAAAAUUGCAAUAUCAUGGAUACGAUGCUGAUGUAACAAGUGUUCCUGUUUUUUGAGUUUGUGAACAUGAAACUUUAUUUCUCAAAGACUUGAAUGGAUUCAAUUUCUCAACUGCUGAUGGCCAUUCCAGAUACUUCCUUUUCUUGUUCUUGGGAUAGUCGCAUCUUUUGAAUUGUUGAAGUCUUUUCUCUGGAGUUGGAGAUUGUCUAUGGAUCGUUGAUUGGUUGUGCUGAUGUGUUGCUGUUAGUGAGAGGCAAGAAAGCUUUGGCACAAUUA